ACCCCCAACGGCUCUCUAGCUCGCCUCGCCUCGCCUCCUCCCCUAUCCGCGGCGGCGAUCUAGGGUUUGGUUCCCGGUCACCGGCGCGGCCCGCCUGUCUCGCCAUGGAGGCGCUGUCGCUCAUCGACGUCUCCGCCGAGGAUGAUCUCCUCGACCUCGCCUCCCCGCCCAUGCCCCCGCCCCCCUCGCUCCGUCCCGAUCCGCCACACGCAGGCUGUCCUCCAGCGGCGGCGGGCGGUGCUGUGGAUCCCGACGGUAUGAUGGAGGAGCAGGCCCCCCAGCGGACGGAGUCUCCGAAGCAGCGGAAGGCCAAGACGGGAGCGAACCUUCGCAAGAGCUUGGCUUGGGACAGCGCCUUUUUUACCAGUGAAGGUGUUCUGGAUACCGAGGAAUUGGCCAUUGUAAACAGCACCUUCCGCAAGACACAGGGUUCCAGGCUGCCUGGAAUCAUGGAGGAAAUGAGAGGAUCGGGGGAGUCGACAACCUCAACUCUGGAAAGCGAAAGCUGGGCUAUGGAAAGCCUUGAGGCCAAGCUGUUUGACAAUGUCCGUGCUUCGAUCCAGAGAUCACUUGGCAAACCUAAUAAAGUUCCAGGUGGCCCUCCUACUAGCUCAAAACCCCCAAAGGUCACAGCAAAUGCACCUCGUGUUGCAGCAAGGAAGGGAGUUGAUCGGAUGCCUCAGACUAAGAUGAGGGCUCCUUUUUUAACAAGCCAAGGAGUUGUUGGUGGUAAACAAAGGCCCCAAGUCACCUCAAAAGAGCCUACAGCUGCAAGAGUGACUUUGCCAGGAGCUGCAGAAGCAAAACCAUCCUCAAAACCUCCGAGGGCUCUGCCAAGAGUUGCUACAAUGAGGCCAUCAACUAACACAGCUAUCACAUCUGGGAUUUCAGGCAAAAGAAGCAGCACUGGGGGUGUAGUAAACAGACAGGCAGUUGGGAAUUCUGCCAAUACUCCAGCUAACAUGCGACCUAGUGUGGUAACAAAGUCCAGUUCAAUCUCGAAAUCAGGUGCCUUCCAUGGUAUUUCGAUGGAUACUAAGCCAGAUGCAAAAAUAAAAUCAGCAACCCUAGGCAACAAUAAUAGGACAGCUCAGAGGGUCCCUGUUCGUUCAUCGUCAAGAUCUGAUAUAACUAAAACUAACCCAUCAAGAUCAUCAGGAAACAAGAUCCCAGCUAGGGGUCAUGGUGACCGUGCAUCGCCUAGCAUUUCACCUAGCAGCUCUAUUGACAGCAUGAGCUCUGUGAUUUCUGGGGCUUCAACAGCUUCCACUGUAGGGAAGAUGAGCCAUACAUCCGAUAGUUUGAAUACACUGUCUACUUCAUUGUCCCCUUCCCUCAGAAAGAGCAAUGAUGGCCCACCAACCACAAAGCGAGAGUCUUCAGGAACAGCAGCAUCUGGGGAUAAUUCAAAAGCGACUGCAGACACAACCAGCCAGGGAAAAGGUUUUAAGCCAUCGGGGUUGCGAAGGCCUACACCCAAGAUAGGAUAUUUUGAUGCUGAGAAAUUCAUUGACCAAAACAUUGGUGCACAAGUGCAACUGCAAUCCAUGAAUAUCCAGUGUUCGCUACCUGCCACACCGAAAUCUCAGCCAUCUUCUACUCAGAUCACUUAUGCCGCAUCAUCUACCUUUGGUCAACAAGAAUCAAAAUCUACUGCAGCACCUCAUGAGGAAAGCAGUGCUUCCAAAAGUAAGGCAGCAAAUGAGGUGCAUCUCAAAGUUGCAGAAAUGGAAGUAGAACCUUUUAAGGUGUCCGAACCUGAAGCGUGCACGCGCCAGACCGGCCCAGUGGUGGCCGAAACUGAAGCUGAAAAAUCCAUCGCCCAAAACAUUGGUGCACAGGUGCAACUGCAACCCAUGAAGAUCCAGUGUUCGCUUCCUGCCACACCGAACACUCAGCCAUCUUCUACUCGGACCAUGAACUCUGCAUCAUCUACCUUUGUUCAACAAGAAUCAAAACCUACAGCAGCACUUUCUGAGGAAACCAGUGCUUCCAAAAGUAAGGCAUCAAAGGCGGUGCCUCUCAAAGUUGCACAAAUGGAAUUAGAACCUCUUAACGUGGUCGAACAUGAAGCGUGCGCGCACCAGACUGGGCCAAUGGUGGCUACUAACACUGCAAAGGAGAACAUUCCAGCCCUGCACCAGAAUAUCCAGGCUAAUGUUGAUGCAACUUCAUCAGCAGUUGAUCUGUUGACCCAGAAGCUAUCCUCCAUUUCCAUUGGGGAGACGACGCCUGGCCUGGCGUCCUGAUCUGGCAGAGAAUGAGUUUCGCAUAUGGUAUGCCGCUGGUUGUUUCUGUUUACACACUUGUCACCGGAAGGCAACCGCAGCUGUCGACCCCAAUUGCCUUCUCUGGCAUGUGCUGUUUCCGCUGUUGAGAUCAUUACAAAGUGUAAAAAUCCUUGAGCACAGGGCAUGGUAAAACUGCGAUGUUGUAUUGUAACACUAAGACCCUGGUGUGUCUCCAUUGCAGACCUGGAAAGUAAAAGCUUAUAUGGUUUC
Molecule: messenger RNA, 2501 nt
Organism: Phragmites australis (common reed)
Lineage: Eukaryota; Viridiplantae; Streptophyta; Magnoliopsida; Poales; Poaceae
Exons: 9
Coding region: 105-2249 (714 amino acids)
Molecular function (GO): microtubule binding
Source: RefSeq, a predicted model, not a curated record